AUGGCAAACACGUAGGUUCUCUCAGCACACUUUUGCUCAAGAUUUCGGUAAAGAACGGUUUGUUUUAGACCAUGGCACAGAAUUUAAAACUAGAAGAGUUGACAUCGUCUAGUGAUGUGCCAGGGGGGUCGGUAGGGGGUACAGAAGCGGGGGGUAUCGCGGCAGCUGGCGGCCCCACCCUCCCCCCUCUACGGGACAACCCUAAGCAGGGGCUAGCUCCGAUCGGGACCGAAGGACGACUGUUGCCUGUCACUAGACUGUCUCCUGUAACCGGCGCUGGGAACAAGGGCAUCCCGCUGUCAGAGUACUCCAUUCUCCCGAGAUCAGGGGCGAAAAGUCUGAAAACAUCGGAGACACACGGUAUCGGUAAGAGUAAAGUCGGUCCGAUCAAACCCGGAGCUGGACUCGGCACGUCCCUGUCUGUAAAACUGACAGUAGCGGGUCUGGCAGCGGCGGUCAUCCUGGCCGGGAGUAUACUGGCCGUCUUCAUUAUCAUCUCAAGAGACGAAUGCUCCUGGCAACUGUGCCAAAAUAACGCCCUGUGUACCGACGGUAUCGACCACUUUACCUGCACAUGCGUGUCAGGGUUCAACGGAACAUAUUGCGAGACAGAUAUUGACGAGUGUGCCAGUAACCCCUGUCAGAGCGGCGGGAACUGUACUGAUGGUGUGAACGGCUACAACUGUACCUGUCCCAGCGGGUUCGCUGGAGUCAACUGUGAAACGGGUGUGGAUGAAUGUGCCGGGAGCCCGUGUCAGAAUGGCGGGACAUGUGUGGAUGGAGUCAACCAGUUCUCCUGCACAUGUGCUGACGGAUUCGACGGAACGCUAUGCGACAUCGAUAUUGACGAGUGCGGCAGUAGUCCUUGUCAAAACGGAGGCACGUGUCAGGAUGGGGUAAACCAGUUCACGUGUGACUGUCUUGCCGGGUAUUUGGGAGAUGUGUGCGGGUCAGAGGAUGACGAAUGCGCCAGUGCCCCCUGUCAGAACGGGGGAGACUGUGUGGACGGAGUGAAUAUGUACACUUGUAACUGCGCGGAUGGAUUCGAAGGGGAUGAUUGUGAAAUAAAUUUUGAUGAAUGCCACAGUAGCCCCUGUCAGAAUGGAGGGGCCUGUAAUGACGCAGUGAACCAGUACACAUGUGACUGUGCUGGUGCUACUGGAUACGAGGGGACGCAUUGUGAAGCAGACAUAAACGGUUGCUCGCCUGACCCUUGCCACACGGUAGCCAACUGUGCCGACAACCCCGCCCCCGGCACCGGUGCCAUCUGCACCUGCGCCAUGGGAUAUGCCGGUGAUGGUCAGACCAGUGGGACUGGAUGUACAGACAUUGACGAAUGCGGCAGUGGCCCCUGUCAGAAUGGAGGAGACUGCGUGGACGAAGUGAACAUGUACACGUGCAACUGUGCAGCUGGGUACCAAGGGGACAAUUGUGAAACAAAUAUUAAUGAAUGUGCCAGCAACCCUUGUCAGAAUGGAGGAAACUGUGUGGAUGGAGUGAACCAGUACACGUGUACCUGUGCUGGCGGAUACGAGGGGACGCAUUGUGAAACAAACACUGACGAAUGCGCCAGCAACCCUUGUCAGAAUGGAGGCGCCUGUAAUGACGCAGUGAACCAGUACACAUGUACCUGUGCUGCCGGGUACGAGGGGACGCAUUGUGAAACAAACACUGACGAAUGCGCCAGCAACCCUUGUCAGAAUGGAGGCGCCUGUAAUGACGCAGUGAAUCAGUACACAUGUGACUGUGCUGGUGCCGCAGGAUACGAGGGGACGCAUUGUGAAACAGACACUGAUGAAUGCGGCAGCGGCCCUUGUCAGAAUGGAGGCGCCUGUAAUGACGCAGUGAACCAGUACACAUGUGACUGUGCUGGUGCUACUGGAUACGAGGGGACGCAUUGUGAAACAGAUACUGAUGAGUGCGCCAGCAGCCCUUGUCAGAAUGGAGGCGCCUGUAAUGACGCAGUGAACCAGUACACAUGUGACUGUGCUGGUGCUACUGGAUACGAGGGGACUCAUUGUGAAACAGACAUAGACGGUUGUGCAGCUACCCCGUGUGUCGACGACGCCACCUGUGACGACACUGCCGCUCCCGGCACCGGGGCCACCUGCACCUGUAACGCUGGAUUUGACGGUGACGGUCUGGCCAGCGGAUCUGGGUGUACAGCUACAACUACAGCUCCUCCGUGAGUUCAUGAGGCAUCGACAGAAGCUUAAGAGACAACAAACAACUUUUAUCAACCAGAGACUUGGAACCAUGACACGGCCUUAUGACUGUCCAGAUCAACGGAAAAAAUUUACACGUAACAAACGGUCCUACACCAACUGUACUAAGUACAUGUAUAUAGAUGAUGAGAGUUAAACUGUUCUCCAACUAAAAAAAGAAU
This is a messenger RNA of Branchiostoma belcheri (Belcher's lancelet), 2386 nucleotides long. RefSeq names its product fibropellin-1-like. The transcript is spliced from 18 exons. The record is from RefSeq and is a predicted model, not a curated record. Gene Ontology annotation, cellular component: plasma membrane; protein-containing complex. Bases 72 to 2189 code for a protein of 705 amino acids. Gene Ontology annotation, biological process: establishment or maintenance of epithelial cell apical/basal polarity; heterophilic cell-cell adhesion. Gene Ontology annotation, molecular function: calcium ion binding. NCBI's taxonomy places the organism in Eukaryota, Metazoa, Chordata, Leptocardii, Amphioxiformes, Branchiostomatidae.